AUGAAACUUCUUCUGUCGGUUCUGGUGCCGGUUUUGGCAGCCGCAGCUUCUUCACCGUCUGUCACAAUCGACGCUGGAACGCUUUUGGGUGGAUUUUGUGAAAGUGGAAACGUCGUUUAUUACAAGUCGAUAUCCUUUGCCGAGCCUCCCGUCGGUGAACUGCGAUUCGAGUCUCCCAAGGCUAAGAAGCAGUUUGCCGGUGGCAAGCUUGAUGCCACAAGCUCGCCGGCUUCUUGUGUUCAAUGGACUGAUGAGUUCAUUGAGGAUGGGCCGACAUCUGAGGACUGCUUCAUCUCGGAAUCUGGAGGCGGCAAGAACCUCGCCACCAACUCGACACUCCAGAAUGACGGAAAGUCAUAUGCCAAGGCACUCAAGUGUGGGUUUGAUGAUAAAGCCUGCCUACAGUCCAAGACCGUCAAGGAAUUAACCGACGCCUACACCAACGACAACUACCUCAGUGCCGGUAUCGGCUCCGACGGCGCCAUCGGCGUUUCCAGUGCCAACUCGCAUAGCUUCUACCCCUACGUCGACGGCAAGGUCAUCGCCGAAGAGCCCAUCACCCGCGGCACCCAGGCUCCUUCAAUCUUUGGAUUCACCCUAAUCACAUACAAGCAGAUUUGA
Molecule: messenger RNA, 621 nt
Organism: Penicillium argentinense
Lineage: Eukaryota; Fungi; Ascomycota; Eurotiomycetes; Eurotiales; Aspergillaceae
Exons: 4
Coding region: 1-621 (206 amino acids)
Source: RefSeq, a predicted model, not a curated record